AUGUCUUCAUCGUACCAGAUUUUAUUGACGAAUAUAUUCAUAACAAUUUUUUCAGUCGUCACUGCAGGUACACCUCAGCGUAUAGUCAGUGGAAAUCAUGCAGCACCCGGAGAGUUUCCAUACAUCGUCUCCUUGAGAUUCAACUUCCGAGACAAUAAACAUAUCUGUGGUGGCUCGAUAAUAAGCCCCAAACACAGUCUGACAGCGGCCCACUGCGUUGAUUGGCUUUAUCCUAGGGAUAUAAUUGUUGUCAGUGGAACUAAUCGCCAGGAUGAUAAGAAUGCAUUGAAAAAAUCCCUGAAUCUCGAUGGCUCCAUGCAAGAUGCAAUAAAAUUGCCCACCAAAUCUUGGAUUCCUCAUACAAUUGCUACCGUUGCUGGAUGGGGCUAUAAACAUGCACUUUCGAGUCCAGAUUAUUCUAAAGAUGUUCCCAAUGAUCUGAGUAAAUUACAAGUGACGAUUAUUACUCAUGAAGAGUGUGCGAAGAAACGAGCUCAGCCUUUUGAAUACCAGAUUUGUGCUACAAGACCUAAUGCCACCAUAUGCCAGCUGAAGGACGAUUUGAAAUUAGAUGGUUACUUGCAAGACGCCAUUGAGUUACCUAUCAAACCCUAUGUCCCGAAGAGAAAUGCAGUUGUUGCCGGAUGGGGCUACACACAAGCCCUCCUCGACCACGAUGACGACACAGACACUUCGGAUGAUCUCAACAAACUGAAUGUUACUAUUAUAACUCAUGACGAAUGUCGUGAAACACGACUUCCACCUUUUGAGUAUCAGAUUUGUGCUACUAAUCCCGAUGGAGUUGUAUGCCAGGGUGACAGUGGAGGGCCAUUAGUUGUUGACAAUAUCCUUGUUGGCGUUCUUUCUACGUCGAGUUGCUUGAUCGGAUCGACGCCCGCUUUCAUGGAUGUCUAUUAUUUCAAAGAUUUUAUUGAGAAAGCAAUGAACGAGGACUAA
Diachasma alloeum is the source of this 957-nucleotide messenger RNA. Its product is annotated as chymotrypsin-like. Gene Ontology annotation, molecular function: serine-type endopeptidase activity. Lineage: Eukaryota; Metazoa; Arthropoda; Insecta; Hymenoptera; Braconidae. Gene Ontology annotation, biological process: proteolysis. The coding region runs from base 1 to 957 and encodes 318 amino acids. The transcript is spliced from 5 exons. The record is from RefSeq and is a predicted model, not a curated record.